Molecule: messenger RNA, 314 nt
Organism: Staurois parvus
Lineage: Eukaryota; Metazoa; Chordata; Amphibia; Anura; Ranidae
Source: the annotation of a GenBank genome assembly
UACAGGAGAUGAGCGGAGACUGCGGACAUGGUACCGGAGAUGACCAGAGACUGCGGACAUAGUACAGGAGAUGACCAGAGACUGCAGGGACACAGUACAGGAGAUGACCAGAGACUGCGGACAGUACAGGAGAUGACCAGAGACUGUGGACACAGUACAGGAGAUGACCAGAGACUGCGGACAUAGUACAGGAGAUGACCAGAGACUGCGGACAUAGUACAGGAGAUGACCAGAGACUGCGGACAGUACAGGAGAUGACCAGAGACUGCGGACAUAGUACAGGAGAUGACCAGAGACUGCGGACACAGUACAGG